GAUCCUUAUACCGGCAACAUGAAGCUCGUUUUACUCUUAAUAUCCUUGGCUGCCCUGGCUGCAGCAGGCCCCCAAUUUGAAAAUGAGAAUCUCCAACACAGCCAAAACCUCCCUGCUGAAGAACACCACCUUUCCUUCGAGUCGCACCAACACGAAUUCGAAAACCCCCAGCAGUUCGAAUCUCCCCAACAUCUUUCUGAGAACCCCCACCAAAUAUUAGAACCCCAGCCAGUAAAUAUUGAUAACCAAAGGCCGUCAGGGAUUCACGAACACCAGCCUGAAGGCGGACAACGCUUCGUUGCUAACCAGCGUCAGAAUUUCGAAGCUCACCAGCAACGCCAAGCUGAAAACCUCCAAACAAUCGACGAGGAUCGGCGGUCUUUCAUCUCUCCUGAAGAUCGUGCGCGCUUUGACAAUAACCAACGGGGUGUUGUGACUCAGCCGCCCAGGAUAGUAGAAGAUCGUCGGCCCUUCGCUGUGAGUCAUCAACAGUCCUUCGGUGUUCCCCAGCAGGUCGAAAUUCACCGACAACCUGAAGUUAAUCAACGCCAUUUCGAUCAGGUCCCCCGCCACCAGGCCGAUGAAAUCCGCCAGCGGCCCAUUGCCAUCUUGAGGGACGAUCGCGAAGAUUUGGGCAAUGGCGAAUUCGCUUUCAGCUUCGAGACCGAGAAUGGCAUCAGUGAGUCCAGGCGCGGAUUUCGUGGCUCGGAGGGCCAGACCAAUAUGGAGGGUUUCUUCAGCUUUCCCCUGCCCGACGGAACCUUCGCCGAAGUCCGUUACGUCGCCGACGAAAACGGUUUCCGCGCCGAGUCCCCACUAAUCCCCACCCCCCACCCGCUCCCCGCCCACGCCAUCGAACAAAUACGCAUCGCCGAGGAGCAGCGCGCUCGGGGAAUCACGUGGCCUGAUUACUGAAGUGGAAGCGUGAGAAGAAGAAGACGAAGAAAAAGACGAAGGCGAAGUACGGUCAUUUCGAAGCGUCCAGUGAUUUGGGAACAUUCCGCUAAUGGAGAGGAGUCUUUGCGUCACUGUUUUUGAAUAAUAA
Macrobrachium nipponense is the source of this 1045-nucleotide messenger RNA. RefSeq lists its product as uncharacterized. NCBI's taxonomy places the organism in Eukaryota, Metazoa, Arthropoda, Malacostraca, Decapoda, Palaemonidae. The record is from RefSeq and is a predicted model, not a curated record. The coding region runs from base 19 to 915 and encodes 298 amino acids. The transcript has 3 exons.